Messenger RNA from Hyalella azteca, 1404 nucleotides. RefSeq lists its product as uncharacterized. Bases 1 to 1404 code for a protein of 467 amino acids. Lineage: Eukaryota; Metazoa; Arthropoda; Malacostraca; Amphipoda; Hyalellidae. Gene Ontology annotation, cellular component: plasma membrane. Gene Ontology annotation, biological process: negative regulation of Wnt signaling pathway. The record is from RefSeq and is a predicted model, not a curated record. Gene Ontology annotation, molecular function: Wnt-protein binding. The transcript is spliced from 3 exons.
AUGGACGGAAUAAGGCCUGAAGAAUAUCAUUAUAAACCAGAAGGAUAUUAUAAUAAACCAGAAGGAUAUUAUAAUAAACCAGAAGGAUAUUAUUAUAAAGAAGAGCUCGCGUUGGCUCAGGACAGCCACGGCGCCCCCCCUACCGCCCUCCAGACCCCCCUGCUGCUGGCCGCCCCCCAGAACCUCGUUGGCUGCGCCACCUGUCAGCUGCUGCUGACAGCCACUGAGCUGCAGCCCCCCCAGCUGCCCCCUCCUGCAGCAGGGGGGGGCAGGUCCUCCCCAGUGGGGAGUUGGGGGUCCACCACCUGCUCCCUAACCCCCCACGGCCUCUUCAUCACCAGGACGCUGCACUUCAGAGACGAGCAAAAAUGGGCGCUGCAGCAGCGACAUUUCACCGACCACCUCUGCAGCGCACCAGCCUACGUACUGCACGCGCACGGCAGCUUCGUCCUACGCACGGCCGCCUUCAGUAACUUAAAGACACUCAUUGAAGGAUUAGCAUUAGGAAACAAGAAGGAUUUACCGUCGAAAACCAUGCAGAAAAAUCCUGGAGGAAGGAAAGAAUUUUUAAAAAAGAGUCCCAAGAAAUAUUUGUUUGUAAGUUCUGAACAUUUAAAAGUAAAACAAGAAAAAAACAUUUUAAAUGCGGACAAUAUUUCUGAAAGUGAGGACAAUGGAACUGGAAAUACCAUUAGUGGAGAUAAGGUGUUGCUGCUGUUCAUGGUUGUACAAAACCUGAGUCUCACUCCCCUGACCCAGCCCGUGGUGGCACAACUCAACCACCCGCGGGGGGGUUGUGGUGGGGGCUGGGUUCUAGGGGUCACCAAGGACAUGACUGACACUAAGGGUUGUAAGUCGUUAGGUAUAACCCUGCCCUUGGUCAUGAAGUAUCCUUUGAAGUUCGGUCGGGAUUCUGGAUCAGGAUUGGAGAACCUGUACAUCGGGGAACCCUCCCCAGGAUUCGUCGAGUAUCCUAGCAACAUGAGUCUAGUGUACCCACACCAGCAGCAGUGGAUCAAGGAUCCUGACGACCAUGAGUUCACGGUAGAGUAUCCUGCCUGGGGAUGGGGGGCUCCCCUGCAGGAAUGUGAUGACGGGGGGCCUCGUACCCGGACGGGGGCGGGGGGCAACGCCCCCCAGGAGCGGCGUGGAGUCCGAUUUCAUGGAGUCGAACCCGACGAUGUCGACGGGGAUUCAGAAUCUUCCCGAAUCCAGAUGAAAAAAGAAGAUGAAUCCACUAACAAGUCUCGAAUCUCUUUUAAAAGAACUGAAGAGCUUGGAAACAAUGUAAAUCCCCACGCCGUUUACCAGCCCCAUGCUGACAUGACCAGCGCGGCCGACAUCAGUUCGCCCGCCGUGCUCACCAAAACUGUGCUGCUGCUGCUAAUUCUGAACGGUCACUAG